This is a messenger RNA of Hemicordylus capensis (graceful crag lizard), 769 nucleotides long. Its product is annotated as splicing factor U2AF 35 kDa subunit-like. Gene Ontology annotation, cellular component: U2AF complex; spliceosomal complex. The coding region runs from base 104 to 760 and encodes 218 amino acids. Gene Ontology annotation, biological process: mRNA splicing, via spliceosome. The transcript has a single exon. Gene Ontology annotation, molecular function: pre-mRNA 3'-splice site binding; metal ion binding. Lineage: Eukaryota; Metazoa; Chordata; Lepidosauria; Squamata; Cordylidae. The record is from RefSeq and is a predicted model, not a curated record.
CUGAGAGCAGGCUAUAUGGUCUUAAAAUAUCCUCUUUAAAACAAAACUAAAGGCUGAGUGCUGAGGUGUUCGCCGGCCGGCCGGCCAGAGUAGGUUGUGGGAGAUGGUGGAGUAUCUGGCCUCCAUCUUCAGUACCAAGAAAGACAAAGUCAACUGUUCUUCUUAUUUCAAAAUUGGAGCAUGUCGUCAUGGAGACCAGUGUUCUCGAUUGCACAAUAAACCAUCAUUUAGCCAGACCAUUGCCAUCUUGAACAUUUACCGUAACCCUCAAAACUUUCCUGCUGACGGUUUGCACUGUGCAGUGAGCGAUGUUGAAAUACAAGAACAUUAUGAUGAAUUUUUUGAGGAGGUCUUUACAGAAAUGGAAGAAAAAUAUGGUGAAGUAGAGGAGAUGAAUGUCUGUGAUAACCUUGGAGAUCAUCUGGCUGGAAAUGUAUAUGUAAAGUUUCGAUGUGAAGAAGAUGCAGAAAAGGCUGUGAUUGAUCUGAACAAUCGCUGGUUUAAUGGGCAGCCAAUUCACACUGAGCUCUCCCCUGUGAUGGAUUUCAGAGAAGCUUUCUGCCACCGGUAUGAAAUGGAGUGUACACGGGGAGGUUUCUGUAAUUUUAUGCAUUUGAAACCUAUUUCUCGGGAAUUGCAACGUGAGCUCUGUGGCUGCCGCCACAAGAAGCAUAGAUCCAGGUCAAGGUCCCGUGAGCGUAGUUCUAGAUCUGAGCAUUGCUCUAGAUCCAGAGAUCGUGGUUGUGGAGGUGGAGGCUGAGAGCGUGAU